AAACUUAUUAAAUAGUUGUAGAUAAUGAUAAUGUAAUCUACUAAGAAUUGCAACGAUGAGUGGUUACAAUCGCUCUGGAGCACAGCGCCAAAGGCGAACGGUGACAGUUAUUAUUCGCGAAGAUCAAAAUGAUAUCAAGUAUCACCACAAUGGUGUCAAUGCGCUGCAAUUCGAUCCUCAUGAAAAGCGGCUGUAUAGCGCAGGGCGAGAUAGCGUCAUCCGUUCAUGGAGCGUGGGCUCAACAGCGCUGUCCAAAAACCAGCUCGUCCCUCAAGCGAUGGAGCAUCACUGCGAUUGGGUGAAUGACAUUGUUUUAUGUAUGAAUGGUAAAAACAUCGUUUCUGCGAGCUCGGAUUGCACCGUGAAGGUUUGGAAUGUGAGUCGUGGGUUUUGCAUGUCUACUCUAAGGACCCAUAAAGAUUAUGUGAAGUGUUUGGCAUACGGACGUGAUCGAGAGCUAGUUGCAAGUGCUGGCUUCGACAGACAAAUAUUUUUAUGGGAUGUUGGAAAACUGCUGCAACUGACAGCGACAAAUAAUACAAUUAACACUCAAAAUUUGAUGGGCGCUACCGAUUCAAUAUACAGUCUAAGUAUGAACCCCACUGGAACCGUAUGUGUAGCAGGAACUUCAGACAAGUCGUUGCUUGUCUGGGACCCGAGAACACAAAAUUUUAACCUCAAGCUGAAGGGCCAUUCCAACAUCGUCAAGUCUUUAGUUGUUUCUCCAGACGGUACAAAAGUUCUAUCAGGCUCCUCAGAUGGGCUAAUCAAACUUUGGUGUCUGGGAGAGCAAAGAUGCAUUGAAACCUUUAAAAUUCAUCAAGACAGUGUCUGGUGUCUUUUGGCGGAUCCAGCGUUUACAAUGGUUUAUUCUGGGGGACGAGAUGGAGCUGUCUUUGAAACAGAUCUCACUCCUUCUUUGAACACUAGCGAUACGUCAUCAGCUGACAGCUUGUUCACAUCGCGACAAGUUGUUCAAGAGAAGCGACCAAUUCUAAGCAUGCAAUUUGGAGACGUCAACAUGAAAAGUCUGUGGGUGUCUACAACGUCUUCACAUAUCAAUAAGUGGGAUAUUCCAUCUGAGACUUACACAACGACACAUUACGCUGAUGAUGGCGAAAAUGAGUAUGAAUCAAUUCUAGAUAACACUAACUCAGAUCAACCUAGACCAACGUAUGUGUUCAAGAACAUAAAAGCGAGCUACGUAAUUGAAGGAAAGCCAGCUCUUGUUCGCUACCAUGUUUUGAAUAAUAAGCGAUACGUUUUGACUCAAGACUCAGAAGGAGUUGUAGCCAAAUGGGACGUGCUGACAGGAGUAAAACAUUCAGUAAUUGGACCAGUGUCCUCUUUUGACGAGGAGAUCAAGAACCACUUCCAGUUCAUCUUCGUCCCAUCUUGGUUCUCAGUUGAUCUGAAGACGGGCUAUCUGUGUGUACACAUUGAUGAAGUGGACUGCAUGCAGUCUUGGGUCCCGGCGAAGGAACUCGACAUGAAGCAGAGAUACGGAGACAAUCCAGAAAGUGAUAAAGUGCAUUUUGCCUGUCUGAUGCUACAAGCGCUGUUCGAACGGUGGCCGGAAAGUGGCGCCAUGAAGAUCACGAUGGAAUUGGCUGCGGCGGCUGAGCAGGAAAACUCUGGCAGACAGUUUGCACCCAAUUCGGCGUCCGCCACCGAGGGAGAAAGAAGACGAGACAGUAACGAGAGUGAGGCGGCAGCACUGGGAGGUGGAAUUCAGCUGAAGUACCUCGGAAACAAUUUCUUCUCCCUUCCUGAUCACACUGUGCUCAUUAUAAACGAGAUGCCGUCUGGGAAGGCGAUUGCGAGAUUCCUCAUCCCCAGUUGUGAGAGAGACAUCGAGUCCCAGACUCUGAAGGAUGCACUGCCAGAAUGGAUCAAGGAGAUUGUAAUAGAGAUGAUUGCACCAAAAUUUCACAAGCUGGCAUUUUUUCUGCUGCCUCACCCAAGCUGCAAUUUGAAGAUUUACAACAACAAAAAAGAUCGUCUUUCCGCAAACGACCUGUUGCCUGUGCGGAAGAUAUUAGAGCACGUGGUGGAGAAAGUGUUGCGACCAGAGUCGUCUGCUCAAGACCACUACAGCACUCAUGGGGGAGGAGGCAGUGCAAAUAAUUCCACGGGGGGCAAUCAUGGGGGCUCUCAGUUGACUGCAGAAGAGAUGAAUGAGGAAGUGGACGCACUUGAGCUAAUAUGCAACGACGUGGUGCUUGACCUUGGGUGGGAUCUGCGCACGAUAAAACACUUCAUCUGGAGGGGAGUUAGUGGCGAUUUGACACUGUUGUUCAAACAGAAAGACAAAGACUCGCAUACCUCUCAAAACAACAGUAAAAAAUGAAUCUCCUUUUGGUGCUCUAAUUCUUGGGUAAUUAACAGAGAGAGAUAUCGAUAGACCCGAAUACAAAGAACAAUCAAAGAACAAUCCUAGCUGGUCAUUGAGAUAAUGCGGAAUAUUUUGCAGAACUUGUUCAGGAUUCGAUUCAUUAGUAAAUAUCUCGCGGUCGCUA
Molecule: messenger RNA, 2519 nt
Organism: Symsagittifera roscoffensis
Lineage: Eukaryota; Metazoa; Xenacoelomorpha; Acoela; Convolutidae
Product: WD repeat-containing protein 48-like
Exons: 15
Coding region: 56-2350 (764 amino acids)
Molecular function (GO): protein binding
Source: RefSeq, a predicted model, not a curated record